GUGUACCAGCUCGUUAAUUAUUAGCCUAUUCCCAAAAUGGACGCACUUUAACAAUUUAAAGAAUCUCGCAGGAAUAGCUUGGUGUUUUGUGGACAAUAACAAAAAUGGAUUCAAAUAUAAGAAAAAGUCGCCUUCCAAACUUUACCAGCGCGGAGGAGACUUUAUUAAUAUCUUUGGCCGAGCAGCACGCCAUGAUUUUAGAAAAUAAAAGGACUGAUGCUGUAUUCUGCGAGGAGAAAAAAAAGGUGUGGGAGAAAAUUGAUGUUGCGUUUGAGGCCCAGAUGGGUGUUAAAAGAGGGCCGAAGAACUUGCGAGAAAAAUACGAAAAUUUGAAACGAAAAGCAAGAAAGUCCCUAGCCGAAGAGAGAAGGGAAAUGUACAAAACAGGUGGUGGCCAAUUCCGAAGCUAUACUGACUCCAACACAGACAGGCUAGCAGCUUUAAUGGGCCAGUCGGCAACCGGCUUGUCCAACAGUUUUGAUAGUGAUGUCAUUACAUAUGAAAUAGAGACGAUAGCAGAAAAUGACGUCGUUCCCGAAAUUUUGGAUGACUCCAUGAGAAGCUACACAGCUGAGCCAGUUGUUGAAGCAACUGAGGCCGUAGAAAAUGACAUUACAACCGAUUGGAGCGCAUGGAACCCAACACUGCUUAAAAAGAAGAAAUCAGAAAAACUAGCGGUGAAAAAUGAAAAGGGAAAGCAAAAGUUUGACCAUCAACAAGCUUUCUGGGAAGAUGAGAACAAGAGAGCAGCCGAAAGACAUCAGUGGGCCAAAAAAAAACACGAAUUAGAGAUUUCGGAAGCAGAGAUGAAGUUAGAACUUUUACAAAUUGAUAUGAAAUUAAAAAACAGGCAAAGUGAAAGUCAGUGUACAUACACAACAGAGUGUAUAUAAAUUAGA
Rhagoletis zephyria (snowberry fruit fly) is the source of this 899-nucleotide messenger RNA. RefSeq lists its product as uncharacterized. The record is from RefSeq and is a predicted model, not a curated record. NCBI's taxonomy places the organism in Eukaryota, Metazoa, Arthropoda, Insecta, Diptera, Tephritidae.